AUGGAAGUUGAGGAAUAUGCAACCGUACUUUCACCAGUGCUAACAGAUGUCCAAAGACGAUUGUUAUUUCGUGUUUGCUUGGCUGCAGCCUUACUUUCACGUUUGGCGAUGCAGAAUUUGGUUCUGGUUCAACCGUAUCUCUUGAAGCGACUUAAGGAAUUGCGUCGACUUGCUUGUAAUGCUUUCAAAGAAGUUUUCUAUACAUGUCAAAAUCGCAUGCUUGAAGCUGAUGAGAUCAAUGCGUUUUUGGUGUAUAUUGUUGUUCCACAAUGCACGUAUCAUGAUGACAGUUCUCCGAAGGUUCCAUUUAAUCUUCUGCGACUAUUUCUUUCAUGGACCCUUAUCCCGAAAUUGUUCUAUCUUUUACGUCUCCAAGUCCCACCAGUCAGUGGUGCCGUGACACAUUCAGUGCUUUCAAUCUUGUGCAACAUGCUCAUAUCGAAAAGUGUUAGCAAGUUGGUGAAAGAGAAAAUCAUUGAUGGUUUACUCAGUUUGCUUACUUUGGCAGACGAGGUUAUGCCUGAUCCAGUGGCGGAUAUUAAUCUAAUUGAACUUCCGAAAAUUCCUGGUUUAAAUAGUGGAACUUCUAUGAUUCUUUCUGAAUUGCCGAAAGUUUUAGCAUUUAUUUUUGACUCCUUACCUCAGCAAGGUGAAAAUCGUAAGCUUAAUACGAAACAUUUGGAAAUCUUGAAUAGGAUAAGCGAAUUUAUCGAAGAUGAAGAAAUGAUUAGACGAUAUGUUUCAAUUUUGCUAACAUUUUUGGAAUCUGGAAUUGUUCGUUCCGAUGAUGCUGUUCAAUGUUCGCUUCAAACUGUCUUACGGAUGGUUACAGCAGCAACAGAUGUGACCCAGUUUUUGAACAAUCUGAUAAAUGUGCAAUCUUUACUAAAGGAGCGUUCGCAUCGUGAGAGCUUGCAAAAAAUUGAAGAAGCCAUAGCAAUGAAGCUGAGGGAAGACAAUAAAAGGAAAGCGGAAUUAAUAAGUUAUGUGGCAAGUCUAGAUGCAUGGGAUGGAAGAAGAAUUGAUGAGCCGGAUUAUGAUAAACGACACGACGCCUAUCAAAAUUUGCUCAAGGCUUUAACAACAGACGAAGUAAUUGAGCCAGUAUUACUUUAUUUACUACUGCAUAACGAUUAUUAUGUUAUUGUUCAGGUAAACGAUAUUUCAUUGCGUUCAGCGGCAACGAAAAAUUUUCACAGUAUUAUUGAAUACUUCGGAAGACGUAGUAUAAAUGAGCAUGGAAAACAGGAUGGAGUUGAUUCUCACAUGUUACCUCUUAUUUUGAAAGGCUUACAUGAUCCAAAAGAGAUAAUACGCCACGAUUUUGUGAAUCUUUUGGUUUCGAUGGUUACAUGUUUUCCGACACACAGGCAGCUUCGUUAUCUUGAAUCACUCAGGAAUACUGUAGAAGUUGAUUUGGACUUUUUCGAGAACGUUACUCAUAUGCAAAUUCACCGACGACAACGUGCAUUUUACAAACUUGCUCAAAGCCUGCAAUCAGAGGAAAUUCGCAUUCCGAAUGGAGUUUUGCUUCGUUUUAUGUUACCUCUUUUACAACCUUACGUGAUGCAUUUGUCCAGUAGUACGUCGGCGCUUAGUGACGCUGCACUGGCACUUUUUACACAAAUAAUGCGUGGUGCGCCGUGGAAAAAGUACUUUCCCAUGUUGGAUUUUUAUAUGAAGCGUUUGAGAAAAGAAAGUGUUAAUGUCAAUCACAAAGCAAUUAUAAGGAUUAUUUAUUUGUCAGGGUUAUUUAUUUGUCUCGGUCGAAGAGCUGCGGGAUUUCAGGCGGAGAAAACGAAUGAUGAGAUAGAAACUGAAGCAAGUGAUAAACCUGAAGAUUGGAUAGAAGCUCGGACUGAUGAGAUCACAGCCGAACUGGAUGCUAGUGGUACAUUAAAAGAGAACACUUCAACAAUACAUCAGAAAGUUGUCGGGUAUUUGAUACCACGACUGAAAGACUGUGCCACCGGCAAAGACUUAGUGUCUCAUCGAAAAGCCCAGUCUGGAAAAUAUUACAAAGAAGAUGACGACAUACAGAGGGCUCCUGUUGCGUUGGCUACCGUCAAAUUGCUUCAAAAAAUGCCGCAAAAAAUCAUGGACUGUAAUUUACCUGGUGUUGUAAUCAAAAUCUGCUCUUUGUUGAUGUCACGAUCAACUAAUGUACGGGAAGCAGCUGGUAAGACUGUUAUCGAAAUUGCUAAAAUUUUGGGUCCCAAAUAUGUUCGUUUCAUAAUACGAGAAAUGAAGCAAACUAUGAAAAAAGGAUAUCAGCUUCAUGUGAUGAUUUUCUAUGUGCAUAAGUUAUUGUCAGCAAUGGAAGAGCAACUUUGUGCUGGUGACCUAGACUCGUGUUUAAUGGAUAUCGUUGAUGUGUGUACAAUGGAUUUAUUUGGUAGUGUAGCUGAAGAAAAGACUGUAUCUGGCAUUACCAAAGAUGUACCGGAAGCGAAGAUACAACGAACAUAUGAGACGUACAGAUUACUUGGUCGAUAUAUAAGCUCUCAGUGUCUUGGCAGUGUUUUAGUAGUGUUGAAAAAGAUUGUAGAAUCUGCACCAGAUGCAAAAACAGUGCGAAAGGUAAGUCGUUUGUUGCGGCAGUAUUCACUUGGAAUAUCGACCAAUGAAGGAAUCGAGCCUGAAGUUGCGCUGAUAUUUGCAUAUCAACUUCUAAAUGAUCAAAUAAUAGAAGUUUUAAAAAAGACCGAAGACACUGUUCAACUAAAUGCGCAACAAACAAGUGAAGGAAAACGUCCAGAAAGUUGUUUGGUUUUAGAAAAAGAACCUAAUCGUGUGGGAAUGAUUGUUAAAGUGUCCAUGAAGAGUAGAAUGCACAUUUUUGUCGAAUUUGGCCUCUCGGAGCUACAUUUGGUGUUGAAAAAGAAGACUUUUAAUGUAGAAUCCACGGAAGAUGUUGCACGAUUGGAUCCAUUUGUUGAUAUUAUUUUACAGUGUCUAAAGCUGAAAUAUGAUAAGAUCCUUGUGAAUGCCCUGCGAUGCUUCCUAAUAUUACUCAGAUUCCCUCUUCCUUCACUGCGGUCGAAUAUGACCCAGUUUUUGAAUCGUUUGUUCAUUUUACUAGCUGAUUAUACGACUUCGGAUGCGAUUGGCAACACUCAAGAGUAUGUCCGAAAGUCUGUGGAAGUUUCUCAGCUGGUGUUCAAGGCUAUUACACAAAUAAUAAAAGAUGCUCCUUCUCUUGCGCUUGCAUCAAAACGUUUGCAAUUACUGCUGACAUAUGUUGAGACCGAUAUUGUUGAUAAUCAGAAGCAGGCAGUAGCAUUUCCACUUAUCAAAGCAAUCAUCAUCCGGAAACUUCAGGAUCCAAAGAUCAUCGAAAUUAUUCAAUGUCUCGCAGAAACUGCUGUUGUAUCAGAAAUUUCGCAUAUUCGAGAGCAGUGUAGGCAGGUGAUAGCCUUAUUUGUCAGUGGCCAUCCUCAGUGUAAAAAGCCAUCGAAAUAUGUUGAAUUCUUCUUGGAACAAAUUGAUUAUCAACAUGAAGACGGCAGAAGAUCCGCACUUGAAAUGCUGAACAUAUUUUUUGAGAAACUUACAAAGGAAAUUAAUGAUGAUUAUGCUUUAUUAGCGUUUGUAAAACUAGCAGCUCGACUAAUGAACGAUGAAAGUGCGGAAUGUCGUCAGAUGGUUGUUUUGGCCAUGCAGAAAUUAGUGGUAUCUGUAUCAGAAUCUAAGCGAAAUGAUCUCUAUUUGGCAACAAGAGAUUGGCUGAAAAGUAAAAAGGAAGCAUACAUUUGCAUUGCCAUACAAACACUAGUAAUAUUUAGCAAGCUAGGAGGUGAGAAAUUUGGAAAUACUCUCCGGGAGUUAUCAUCUACAUUAUCGAAAAUUGUUCAUACUGAUAUUCUAUAUUCAUAUGCUGAAGAAAGUAUUGGUAUCAUCAUUGAUAGUCUUAAUUUGUUGAUGAGCGAACAUAAAAACCAAACGACGCAAUUUGCUGAAGAAGGAUUACUGGAUACUAUUUUAAGAGAGAUGGGUCCUUUAGCACGAUGUAGCAAAUCGCCCACUGUUCAGUUAUCUGCAGCUCGAUUUCUUGGCUCAUUAUUUUCCAUUCUUAAUAAAGAAUAUAUGUUAUCACGAAGCGAUCCAUCUGCUCGGGAGUUCAUGCAGUGGACAUUAGCACAAAUGAAGACUUACAAACUGACCAGCGAAUUAGCUGAACAGGCAGCAAAGAACUUGGUGUACCUUUUCGAUGUAGUUACGCAGUCAGAUGAUGAUCUUCGAUGGUUUUGUCACAGACUAACUGUGUUGUGUAAUUUUGAGUUGGUCAAACUGCCAGCUGAAACUAUUCGAAGGAUCAAUAUUUUCAAAGUGACAGCAGUUAUUGUUUUGAAAAUUGAUCCUAACCGAAGUGAUAUUGUGGUGCAAUCAUUACUGCCUCCUCUCUAUCGUGAAAUGCAAGGCAAAUCAACACAAAGCACUGAAGUGUUGCAAAAGAUUGCAAUAGAAGUGGCGGAAACAAUAAAAGGAAGGAUUGGUGAUGAAAAAUUUACAAAACUGGUUGCUGAGUGCAAUAAAUUGUUCGCCGCCAAACUUGAAGGAAGGAAACGAAAACAAAAGGAGGAAGCUGUUUUGGAUCCGACUAACGCGGCACGGAAAAAAAUUCGAAAAAAUAAAUUGAAACGAAAGGUCAAAAAAAGACGAACGGCUAGGUGAAUAGAAUUUGAUGGUUUAUUCCGCUAUCGAUUAUCGAUCAAGAAAGGUGCUGUAUUUUGUUACUGUAUUUUCCACUGCAGAACUUCCUUCUCUCUGGGUGGGAUCACAGGAAUUAUGCAUUUGUGGUUGGAUGGAUUUGCGACAGUGUGAUAUGUUCAAGAAAUCAACCAGUACUUUCUCUGCUUUAAUUUACCAUCUUUGUUGAUUCUAUUGUUUGUUGUUUCUAUUACGAAAAUUUUGUAUUAACAUUCGUUGUUGUGUAAUUUAAUAAAACUAAACUCACCA
Molecule: messenger RNA, 4959 nt
Organism: Loa loa (African eye worm)
Lineage: Eukaryota; Metazoa; Nematoda; Chromadorea; Rhabditida; Onchocercidae
Exons: 31
Coding region: 1-4674 (1557 amino acids)
Cellular component (GO): small-subunit processome; 90S preribosome; nucleolus
Source: RefSeq, a predicted model, not a curated record